This is a messenger RNA of Durio zibethinus, 2104 nucleotides long. RefSeq names its product squamosa promoter-binding-like protein 13A. Lineage: Eukaryota; Viridiplantae; Streptophyta; Magnoliopsida; Malvales; Malvaceae. The record is from RefSeq and is a predicted model, not a curated record. Gene Ontology annotation, molecular function: DNA binding. Gene Ontology annotation, cellular component: nucleus.
AACUCAAAAAGAAAAACAUGCCAUGAAAUGUGAAACAUAAUGCCACAUGCUUUGUCUUAAGCAUCAUCCAUACUUGUACUUCUUUUUUUACUUGGUUUAUUGCAAACGUUGAAAAGGAACAAACAGGCUGUCUCUAUUCUCCCUCCCUCCCUUCUUAGCAACAUUACAUUUUUCAAAACAACCCCUCAACAUGGUAAAACAAAAACACAAGAACCUAUUAAAAUAAUCUAACUGCCCUUGUAAAACAAAACAAAUCUAACCCUCUUUUGGCCUUCUUCAUUGGAACACUACACUUCUUCAACUCUUCAACUAAACCCAGACCUUUUAUCCCCUUUCAUUACAUCAUCAUCCUUUGUUUCCUGUACUUUGAAACCCAUUGUUGCAUUUCUGCUGAUAAGUUUCCUAUUAGGUGAGGCAUAAACAGUGACAAGAAGUUUAAAUUGAGUGUGGAGAAGAAGCAAUUUAUUUAUUUAUUUUUUUUUUGAAAGGAAAAAGACAGAUUAAGUGAAAGAUUUUAUGGACUGGAACUUGAAAGCUACUUCUUGGGAUUUUACUGAAAUUGAUGAGGAAGCUGUACCAAGCAUAGAUGCAGUCAAUGGAUCAAGUAGCUAUAAGGUUCCGAGGAAUAAAGGGGGUUUCUCCGUUGAUUUGAAGCUUGGUCAGGUAGGAAAUUCAGGAGAAGAGCCAUUGAACAAAUGGAAGGAGCCAGGAGGGUUAAAGAUGGAGUCUUCACCAUCAAAGAGGUCACGGACAACUAAUAAUGGAACUCAUCAGGUUUCCUGCCUUGUUGAUGAAUGCAGUUCAGACCUCAGGAAUUGUAGAGACUACCAUAGGCGCCAUAAGGUGUGUGAGCUCCACUCUAAGACUGCACAGGUUAUGAUUAAAGGCCAGAAGCAACGGUUCUGUCAACAAUGCAGCAGGUUUCACUCACUGGAAGAGUUUGAUGAAGGAAAGAGAAGCUGCAGGAAACGUCUUGAUGGGCACAACCGGAGGAGAAGGAAGCCUCUGCCAGAUCCCCCCUCAUGUUCUGGGAGUUAUUUUUCCAACUACCAAGGUACACAGAUGUUGCCAUUGUCUAGUUUGCAUGUAUAUCCAUCCACUACUGUGGUGAAACCUACUUGGCCUGGAGUUGCAAAUUCUGAGACAAAGUCUAGGCUUCUUAACCAGCAGCAACAGUUACACUCGCCUGGGAAACAAAAUCUUAUUCUUGGAUCCUCUUCAAGUAACUACAGAGGGAAGCAAUUCACAUUCUUGCAAGGUGAGAAUAUCACUCUCCAGAGUCAGACACCUCCAGAAGCUUCUGUGUGUCAGCCGCUUCUCAGGGCUGUGCCUUUCUCAGAAGGCAGUGGAGGUAGCCAUAGUAUGUUCUGUGACAGGUUAACAACUCCAGUUCAAGAUUCGGAUUGUGCUCUCUCUCUUCUGUCAUCUCCGCAGACACAGACAUCCGGGAUCAGUUUGAGAAACAUGGUGCAGCCUCACUCAUUCCCCUUGGUGCAACCGCUAGGUCCAAGCCUACAGAACCGCGUUUUAGAGCCCAUGGAUUCAGUUGUUGCCAAUGGCAGGGAUCCUGUGGUCCAUUGCCCAACAACUUUUCACAUGGGUUCCGGUGGAUCCUCCGGAAGUGAAGCCCCUCAAACUCUUCCCUUGCAUUGGCAAUAGGAAUUUUGAAACCUUUGCUGCACAAUAAAUUCGGGUUAUUUUCUUGAACCCUGAGUGCCAAAACUAGAAUGAUGGUUCAUUGAAUUGAAUAUAACUGCUUUUUUCAUUGUAAUGUUAUGAUGUGCUAGGACUUCGGAAAGCUGAAGUGUAAGUUUUCCUUUUCUUUUUUUAAGGUUUGAAUUUAGUGUUCCCUGUUGACUACAUGUAAUGAAGGCUCUUAUUUAUGUUCAUUUGGGCCUUGAGUAGUUUCUUCCUUUUUUUUUUUUUUAUUACAUCAUUCACAUUCAGUGAAGUGGCCUAAAUAUGCUUCAGGAUUUCCAUAGCAACACAUCUUGCUUGUGUAACCCCUGCUAGGUAAUGUAUUUUCAUGGGGGAAUUACUUCCUUCAUCCUAUUAACAAUACUCACUUUGAGAAGAAUCUCAAUCCAUUUCUAGCUUGAACAUA